AGUCACUUGCUUAUUGAAUUUCAACUCAUUUUGAAUAAACUGUUGUCUAACAAAAAUGAUGAAACUAGUGCUAAUCCUAUUGCUACCUGGCAUAGUGUUAUGUGGGCCGGAAGAAAACGAAGGAGUGAAAUACGCCAGCAAAUGUGAAGCGUGCAAAAUUCUAGCCACCGAGUUACAGGCCCGUCUAUCAGAAACUGGCAAAUCACACGAAGUAAUUGAACUGGGGUACUCCGUAGACGAUGUUAAACCGAAAAAACGGACCGAGUACCGUCGAAGCGAACUUCGAUUGCUGGAAUCGAUGGAAAAUGUCUGUGAUCGAAUCCUCGAAUACAAUAUACACAAGGAACGCAAAGAUAGUACACGUUUCGCUAAGGGCAUGUCAGAAACGUUUCAGACACUGCAUGGACUGGUGAACAAGGGGGUUAAAGUUGAUCUCGGUAUUCCAUAUGAACUGUGGGAUAAUCCGUCAGCCGAAAUUACCCAAAUGAAAACGCAAUGCGAAACGAUGAUUGAAAACUUUGAAGAUAUCAUUGAGAAGUGGUAUUUCAACAAGCAAGAUGAAGUUCCACUAAUAAAAUACUUGUGUGAAGAUCGAGUACUGAGAGCUAAUGAUCACCAAUGCUUAUAUGAAACUAUACCCACUAAAACAGACAAAGAGGAUUCUACUGAAAAGAAACACAAAAAGCAGGAGCUGUGAAUUAAUUAAAGAACGUAAAGCGCUGUACAUACGAUGAACCGUUUCUGAAAUAAUUUGUUGUGAGCAAAUAUUCAAUACAUGAUCCUGCAUACCUUUUCACGUAAAGAAAAAUGCGUUCGAAAAAUUAUUUCAUCGUAUGAACAGCGAAUCAUUCAAAGCAAAUGAGCUGAACUAUUUUAUUAAACAUCACGCCAUGUUCACAAUGUAAUUUUUCAAAUUACCUGUAAAAAUAGAAAAAAAAAAAUAAGUUAGCCAUCGAACACGUAGCAUCUCCUUCAUAGUCUUUACCUAUAACAAUAAAUACAUUUUUUGAUAAA
Messenger RNA from Ochlerotatus camptorhynchus, 1014 nucleotides. It is a transcript of the gene CNPYb, whose product is annotated as protein canopy b. Bases 56 to 697 code for a protein of 213 amino acids. Lineage: Eukaryota; Metazoa; Arthropoda; Insecta; Diptera; Culicidae. The record is from RefSeq and is a predicted model, not a curated record. The transcript has 2 exons.